Molecule: messenger RNA, 2396 nt
Organism: Astyanax mexicanus (Mexican tetra)
Lineage: Eukaryota; Metazoa; Chordata; Actinopteri; Characiformes; Acestrorhamphidae
Exons: 2
Coding region: 466-1533 (355 amino acids)
Source: RefSeq, a predicted model, not a curated record
CAUUUUUAAAGCUGUCUGUUGAAAUGAAUAAAGUCAAAACAGCACUGGUCACAUCUUUUCCUGAGAGCAUCCAGCAGGUGUUCCAUCAAAGAGCCCCACAGCUAAGUACAGUGCUUGUAGCAUCCUCUGUUGUGCUGGAUGGAAUUAAAUACUGUGCAGAUAUGAUGAUCUCAGUGGGUUCAUGCUCCGGUCUCCCUGAAUUUAAACGGAUUACUCAGAUUGUAGCCCUUAACUCUGAGAUUCUGUUUGUCUGUAAAAUAAUGACUGCAUGGUAUGUUGAACAUACUCGGUCUUAUGAAUUGUGUGGUGAGCAUGUCACUUCGUUUUGUGUGGUUGAGAUGUCUGAGCUUAAUGAUAUUUUCCCUCUUUCAGCUUAUGUUGUUAAUGGCAGGUUGAUGGUGACACCAAAGCGUUAUAUUCUUUGCUGAAUAACUUUUCAUUAUUUUGUUUUUCUUUUCCUUCUAGAUGGCUUGUCAUCAGAAGAUUGUUCUGAGGGUUUUUCUCACAGAAGGUGAUAUUAGGAAAGUCACCCUACUUGAGAAGCCUGCUUCAGUUGGUGAUUUGGUUGUCUGCCUUAAAGAAAUUUUAGAGCUCCAGUACAACUUUUCCCUACAAUUUGAAGAUCCGGAUUUUGACAGGGCACUUGUCAACCUAACAGACAUGUCAGAACUCCAAGACAAAGCAACCAUUCGAGUAAUCCCUAUGGUCGAUCUCAUGCCGGUUGAUGCAUGUGAGGUGUUGGACGACAGUGCAAGCACAGCAGAUACAGUGAUACUUCCCCCCUCAUCCCUGGACAGAACAAAACAAUGGCCAGAGACAUUUGAGAUACCAAACUUUCCAGUUGAUAUUGAGUAUCGUUUGCGACAAGGUAACCUGGUGUACAUGAAUGAUGGAACAUGCCUCAAAUUAACAAAGGAGCUAAAACAUGGAAUUCUAGAGAAACUGGCUGAAACUAUCUUCGAGUUCAAAGCCUACCCAAAUAAUAAUGAGUAUGAGCAGGUAGCGGCUGCCCUAAUAAUGAAGCAUCCUUGUCUUACGGAAAAGGGUUCGCACACCGGUUGGGCUGGAUGGAAAAACAGCUUAAAAUUUAAACUAGGAAAUUACAGAACAAAGCGUCGAAAGGCAGGGUGUCCUGAUGUGUCUGUGAAUGGAGGGAAGCGUAGUUUGAAUCACCCAGACCUUGAACCAUCAAGAAAAAACAUAAAGAAGCCAAAGAAAUGUGAACUGAAUUUCCUGCCAAGCUUUCCAGAGGGGCAUGAUCACUCCAGCCUUGAAGCAGCACGUAAAGUGUUGUUAGAUGAGAUGCAAAAGAGGACACCAAACGCAUCAGUUUUGAAACAAAAAAUGGAUUUGACAUUUGCUUUGAGACGCAAAGAAGUGGUGGAGUCAAAGCCUGUCAUCAGAGAUGUUGUUGAGCGCUGGCCUGCACUCUUCCUGGAGAAUCAGGUGAGUUCCAUCACUAUGUACUUUCAUUACACUGUACUGUUUAUUAUUUUUAAUGUAAAUCUGUAUAGCUUUCAAAAACAAAAUUGAGACUGAUGUGCCAAAAGUAAUGGAAUAGGAACUAGUAUCAUGUAGAACCCCAUCUAGAGCAUCUAGGAUGAGUCUAGACCAGUGGACCCAGUCCAGGCCAUGAGGCAUGACACAACACACCUCACACCUAGAUGGAACAACUGCCAGUCUGCACAGUGACUCGUUGAUAACUGGUGUAAAUGGCUUUAUGGGGUCUGUGCCACACAAGAACCCUCUCAUCAGUCCCAAACAAUUGGUACCAUGACUCAUCGGACAAUGCCACAUGUAGUCCUCUAAGGUCCAGUUAGAAACCUCAUAAGCCCAGGUGAGGCCGUGUCCGGUAUUGUGGUGUUAACAGAGAUACUGUCGUAGGUCUUCUGCUCCCAUAUCCCAGGAAAGCUAAUGAGAGCUGUUCUGACCUGUGCCCCACAACUUUGGAAAUGGAGAACACUGGCCAGUGUUCAACCUCACUUAUACAGCUGUCGCCUUUAUAAUCAACUUACAUACUGCUGUCCCAUGACAUGUGACAUGUCUGUGUACUUUAUUGUGUUGACUUUAAGUAAUGUUUACAAAUUGUAAGGCAUAAUCAUCUUUCUCUAACAUUUCUCUAGCAUUUUCUUUUACUGCAUUUUGUUUUUUUUAGAUCUACAUGGAGUUCACCAGGAUCGCUGGCAAGAAUCUGAAACAGGACUUCUACAACAGCCUUGACAAAUAUAGUGCUCGUCUCCUGGACAUUUUUAGGGCUAAAAGAGGACUUGCUGGACAACUAAUGUCAGAUUUCUUACAGCAAAUCAAUGCACUGCAUCCAACUGAGGUACGUACCCUUAUACUCAGAGGUCUCCCAGUCAUCCUUGGAGAUGAUCCCCUCACUUUCUUCAAAGCAU